Molecule: messenger RNA, 1560 nt
Organism: Candida dubliniensis CD36
Lineage: Eukaryota; Fungi; Ascomycota; Pichiomycetes; Serinales; Debaryomycetaceae
Gene: FGR34
Product: Fgr34p
Exons: 1
Coding region: 1-1560 (519 amino acids)
Source: RefSeq, a predicted model, not a curated record
AUGAAUAGCAAUUUUAAAAGAUUUCGAAUUUUGUUAGAGUCAGAUCUUCCCAAUCUACAGAAUGAAAAGUCAAUGAUUGAAAUAAAUGACCGAACUACGCUCAAGCAACUCAAACAAUUGAUAAUAGGUAAGAACGAUGAAGGCUCUGUCACACGUACAUUCAUCGAACAGAUAAAGUUAUCAUACGAAGGAAACGACAUACCAAGCUCGUUGCAGGACGAGGAAACCAGUGUUUAUGAAUUGUUGGGAUUAAACGAAGAAUUUUUGGAAAAGAAUAAUAGCAUUGUAAGAUUGAAACUUACAAAACAUGACAAUGUAAAUGGAACUGGAGGGAUAUUAAGCAGAGAAUUUUGGAAGGACUUUCAGUCAAAUGAUAGAUUCAGAUUUCUUCCUGCCACCAACGAUUCUUUACAGCAACUAGGCCUGAUGCUGUCAAAUUCAGUUCCAUUAGAAUCAACAUCUGAUUUUGCUAGAGAGAGCGGUACAACAAAUCCAACUGCUACUAGUUCAUCCUCAGAACCAGGAAUUGAUAGUGAUAUUUCCACGUCACCAACAUCUACGAACCCGGCGCCGAUACCAUCAAAUCGUGAAACAGCAAUUCCAGGUCAACAAAAUUCUAUUCCAGUUGUCAACAGAUCAACAGAACAAUCACCUGUGAAGAUUGACCCCUUUGAACCAGCCAGUCUUCGAGUAUCCGGGGGAUCCACUUGGGAAAUGGAGGGAACCUCAUAUGAUACCAUGAUUGAACUGAAUACAGGGAAAACUAUGUUGGUUAAACAAGAUGACUUGUCUAAAGUUGAGUAUGAAUUUACAUUGAACAUAGACAAUAUGGUCAAGAAAGUUACCUUGAGUACGGCACAAUGUAUUAUAGUUGAUAACGGAUUGCAUGACCCUUAUCUACUACUCAGUCCCAUGGGUGCAGCAAAAGUUCACAAUGUUUUUAGACUGGCAUCUGGAGAGCCAUUGGUUCAAAAGGUACAAGUAAUGAUGCAUGAUGGUGAUAGCCACCCAGAACCAGAAUCUAAUGAGGAAGUAAUUCCAGGUGUCCCUGAUAAUAUUAAUGUUGAAGAUGCUGAAAUUGACGAUCUUAUGGACAGAUUAUACACAAAUGGAAGACUGCUUCUUAUAAAUAUGGUUAAACUCACCUUUGUUUUAUACUUAAUGGGUUUCAGACUCAAUAAACAUAUGAUGAAUUAUUGGUUUCAUUAUGCGGUAUUACUAGUUUUGCUUUUUCAUGCAUAUGUCCUUCUUUGCACUGGUGCGAAUAGAGUAAUCCGUUUUGGUGGCAAUGUUAAUGAUAUUUCGAUUAUGAUGGACCGAGUAGUUAGGGCUUGUGUGAGGAGGACGUCCGAAUUGGAGUUGGUGCAAUCACCAGAUCCCGCUUGGUUGAAGACAGUGAAGUUGAAUUUUGAGAAUAUUUGGAAGGACACUUUGUUAUUUGGGUUAUGUAUUUUUCCUUCGAUGCAGACUAGGGUUUUCGAUCAAUUAAGCUUGGCUGAGGAAAAUGUAUCUGUUUAUGAAGAAUUGGUUGAACCUAAUGACAUGGAGGUCGAAAAUUGA